AUGUACAAAUUUCGAGACCCCGAAAGCAACAGUGAGAACAGAACUGGCUUACAAGCGGAAUUCACAGCUGACUACUCCAUAGUGUCAAAUGUCAGUAACGCAGUGUUCAUAAUUUUGACUAUACUGUGGAUUCGGAAACUGACCAUACUGAUACGAACAAUUAUGGCUCUUUGUGGUACUAUCGCAAUAUUUGUUUGCACUUGUAUUUUUGUGAAAGUAGACACAGACUCAUGGCAAACUGGAUUUAUGGUCAUAACUUUGUUGACAGGAUUUUUCCUCACAGGAUUUUGUGGUAUUUUCUUGGUAACUCUUUUCGAAAUGGCGCCAAAAUUUCCUCCAAGCUACUUAGCCGUGAUUUUCUCGGGUCAGCAAUAUGUGGAAUAUUGUCAGCUCUUGCUCAAAUCGUGUCACUUAGUGUAG
This is a messenger RNA of Zophobas morio, 420 nucleotides long. RefSeq names its product equilibrative nucleoside transporter 3-like. The record is from RefSeq and is a predicted model, not a curated record. NCBI's taxonomy places the organism in Eukaryota, Metazoa, Arthropoda, Insecta, Coleoptera, Tenebrionidae. The transcript has 3 exons. The coding region runs from base 1 to 420 and encodes 139 amino acids.